AUGGACAGGCUCAUCUGCCGCACUCUUGAUAUGGCAAGUUGGACGAGUGUAUUUCAGAAGUGCGCUGGGAUGUGGCGUUCGAGCUCGUGCGGGAAGCAGCGCAGCGUGGGGGGAGGGGACCGGUCCGCGUACCGGUUUGCAUCGCUCGGCAUAGGACUAACCGUUUUAUUAGCCGAGCGGUGCUCCACAAACUAUAGCCACCGGCCGAAGUUAGCAGCCCUAGCGAGCCGCACCCACAAGCGACACCUCGCCGUUCGCGUACCAAUCUGUACAGUACGCAACAAUAUUCCCGCACUAUUACAUACGCACUCUGUAGUUCGGACUGUGCUCAAUGGCGAUGUGUAUUACACUCGUUACGCG
Iphiclides podalirius (scarce swallowtail) is the source of this 360-nucleotide messenger RNA. NCBI's taxonomy places the organism in Eukaryota, Metazoa, Arthropoda, Insecta, Lepidoptera, Papilionidae. The record is from the annotation of a GenBank genome assembly.